Molecule: messenger RNA, 2148 nt
Organism: Lingula anatina
Lineage: Eukaryota; Metazoa; Brachiopoda; Lingulata; Lingulida; Lingulidae
Product: tubulin--tyrosine ligase-like protein 12
Biological process (GO): protein modification process
Cellular component (GO): cytoplasm
Source: RefSeq, a predicted model, not a curated record
CUCAAGAUGCCGCACGCUACAGCCGAGCCCCAAGUACAGUUUUCUUAUGCAGAUUUUGUAAAGCUUCACAGGGUACAGCUGGAAAGUGCAGCUGUUCCAGAGAGAUAUUGGCACACACUUCAUGUAAAAUUAAAAGAUGAGGUGUUUGAUGCUGGAAGUGUAUUUGGUCUUAUGAGAGUGGAACAUGUUGAUGAGGAUGGUGAAGAAACAGGAAAGUAUUCAUGGAAAGCAGCAGUGACUGAUGAUGAGGGUGUUGAUUAUUUGGAUGAAAAACACAUUUACCUGAUAGACCAUGCCUGGUCAUACAGUGCAGAUAAAGCUAGGGCACAGCUGCGUGUUGUACCUGGCUUGGCAGAAAGAAUGGCUGGUAUCAUGGACUUGAAAACUGAGGGCAAAACCAAGGAAGAAAUAGUGGAAGAAAUUUUUAAUGAAAUGUGGAAGUACAAUCAAACCUACAGUUUUGCAAAUGCACCUAAGGGCAGCGAAGAAUCCUUUGCAGUUUGGUACAUUAUGGACGAGUUUGGAUCCAGAAUACAGCACUCAUAUGAACCUAGCUGUAGAUUGGUGCCUUUUUUCUAUGUGCCCAUGCAGUUAACAUUCUCCAUAUUAUUUCCAGUCAAAAAUUUAGAGGAAGGAGAAGAGAUUACUAGAGACUAUGCAGAAAAUACAGACGACCCACUGGUGAAGAAAGCCAAGUUGUUACCUUGGGUGCCAGCAGACAUGACAUAUAUUGGUCACCAGCAGGAAGAGCCAGGAGAGGAGUACUUUGAAAAAUACAGGAGAGAAGAACCAUUGCCAAAUCUAGACAAGACCUUUCCACCAUUACCUAGAGACAGAAGAAUCAAAGUGUUUACAGAUGAGCAAUAUCUUCAGCAAUAUUUAACUAGUGACAGAUUUAAACUAGUUAACAAUGCAAAGGAUGCAGACAUCUUGUGGCUUAUGGAACAUUUUUUUGAUCACAAAGAGUUUAGUGAAGAAAUGCCAGAGAAGUUUAUAAACCAGUUUCCUCAUGAGGCAGUAUUGACUGUCAAAGAUCUGAUGCCUAUUGUUGCUAGGAGAGUUUCUUCAACAACUGAACAGCAAGAUGAAUUGGAGAGUCAGCCAUAUUGGUUAUCACAGACCUAUAACCUGAAUACUGAACUUCCCCAGUUUGCAUCACUUUUCCAGAAACGGGAGUCUAAGGGACUUGACAACCACUGGAUCUGUAAACCUUAUAAUCUUAGUAGAGGCCUUGAUAUUCACAUCACCAGCAACCUGAACUACAUUAUAAAAUUGUCAGAUUCUGGGCCAAAGGUGGCUUGUAAAUACCUUGAUGACACAGUCCUCUUUCACCGCCCAGAAAUUGGAGGGGUGAAGUUUGAUCUGAGAUGGUUUGUGAUGCUGUGUGGUGUUCAGCCAUUAAAACUUUGUGUCUGCAAAACAUUUUAUCCAAGGUUUCCAUGCAAGCCAUUUUCUUUAGAUGACUUGGAUGACUUUGAGAAACAUUUUACUUCAAUGACAUAUGUGUCUCCUCAGAAUGUAGUAGAGGUUUAUCGCAGUGAUUUCAUUUCACGUCUGGAAGAGCAGUAUCCAGGACACCACUGGGAAGAUGUGGAGAAGAAAAUCCUGAAGGCACUCCAAGAACUGUUCACUGCUGCGUACAGUGCCCCUCCCCCAAGAGGCAUUGCCCCUUCCCCACAAUCCAGGGCAAUGUAUGGGAUAGAUAUCAUGCUGAAAUGGAGGACUGACCAAAAUGGUGAACGUUACAUGCAGCCUAUAAUCCUGGAGGUGAACUUCACUCCAGACUGUUCACGUGUCUGCAAGCACUACCCAGACUUUUACAACGACAUGUUUGCAGUUGCAUUUCUGGAUGAUGAUGUGAUUGGAAAACCACUGGUAGUUUUAACUUCAUGACUGUUUGGAAGAUGUUGACAGAAAUACGAGAUGGGGCAUGGUUAAUAUACUAAUAAUUUAUGGUAACGGGACUAAAACUCUAUAAAAUAUUUUCAGUUCACGAAAUGUGCAAUAGUGUUUAAAAUGUUAAAAUUUAUUUUACACGAGAAAAUGUACAUGAAAAAAUAGUGAAACAGUAUUUUUAAAUUCAGGGCACUUUUUAUAAGGUUUUAAAUUGGUGUGCAUUAAAUGUCUAAUCAUGUUGUUAAUGUUAAU